AUGUCGAACACAAAUAUUGCUGAACAAGCUGCUGCGCCAGUUAUCAGUGAAAAUCCAUCUGUUGUACAACGUUGGGAACGUGAUUUUUCUCAAACAAAAACUGAUGGAAUUGUAUAUGAUUAUAUAGUUGUUGGUUCUGGUUCAGCAGGUGCUGUUUUAGCCAAUCGUUUAUCUGAAAAUAAUAACAAACAAGUUCUUCUAAUUGAAGCUGGUGGUGCCGAUACAAAUGAUAUAAUCCAUAUGCCAGCUGCAUGUGGAAAUUGUCAGCGUGGUGAUAUUGAUUGGCAAUAUAAAACUACACCUCAAGUUCAUUCACAUUUUAAUUGCAUUAAUCAACAAGGUAAUUGGCCACGUGGAAAAGUACUCGGAGGUUGUUCUUCGAUCAACUAUAUGCAAUAUGUUCGCGGUGAUCCACAUGAUUAUGAUAGCUGGGAAUUACCAGAAUGGUCAUUUAAAAAAAUGUUACCAUAUUUUAAAAAAUUAGAACGAGCUGAUAUCAAUUCAAUUCCAGAAAAUGAUAAAUUUCGUAAUCAUGAUGAAAAUAAAGGUAUGAUGGAUGUCACUCUAUUAGAAGAUUCAAAUGAAAUCAAUCAAUUAUUUAUUGAAUCAUGUGAAAAAAAUGGAUUUCAUCAAACGAAAGAUUAUAAUGCUGAAGAAUCUCUCAAUGGAUGUGUAACAUUGUCACAAGUUUCAACUAAACAUGGAAAACGUUGGUCAACAGCAAGUGGUUAUUUGUUAUCGGCAAUAAAACGAGACAAUCUUCAUGUAUUAAUUAAUGCACAUACUUGUCGCGUCUUAGUCGAUGAACAAAAGCAAACAAAAGGCGUCGUUAUUAAACGUGCCAGUUCACUUGAUAAAGAAGAAGUCAUUCAGGGUAAAGAAGUGAUUCUAUCAGCUGGUACUGUUGGAAGCCCUCAGAUACUUCUUCUGUCUGGGAUUGGUCCUCGUGAUGAAUUAGAAAAACUUGAAAUUCCAGUUAUUGUUGAUCUACCUGGUGUUGGAAAGAAUUUACAAGAUCAUAUUAUGACUGUUCUUAUUUAUACAACUAACAUAUCAACACUUUCAACUCGAGAUUUAACUGCAGAAAAUUUACAACGAUGGGCAGUUGAAGGAAAAGGUCGUCUGACAUCGUGCGUUGUAGAAGCAGAAGCUUGGCAUCAAAUCGAUGGAACUGAUAAAAAUCAAGUACCUGAUAUUCAAGUACAUUUUUGUCCACUAACAGUUGAUGCUAAUCUUUUGCAAAAUUUCAAUUUUAAACCCGAAGUAUACGAACAAUAUAUCGGUCCACAUCUUUGUGGUGAACAUCAAUCGACGAUGGCCUAUCUUCCUACUCUUCUUCAUUCAAAAUCGAAAGGUGAAAUAACUUUAGCAAGUCGUGAUCCUCUUGCACAUCCAAAUAUUAAUCCAAAGUAUUUGGAAGAUAAAGAAGAUGUUCGAAAAUUAAUUGAAGCUUGUAAAUUAGCUAAGAAAGUUUGUCAAACUGAACCAUUGAAAAAUGUUGUUCGUUCAUUGGCAAAAGAAAUGAAUGGAAACGAAACAACUGAAAAUGAAGAUCAAUUUUGGGAAUCAUAUAUUCGUAAAUAUACAAUCACAGUUUAUCAUCCUGUAGGAACAUGUAAAAUGGGAAAAGACGACGAUGAAAUGACAGUUGUCACAUCUGAUACAAAAGUUAAAGGUGUUAAAGGUCUACGUGUUAUCGAUGCAAGUAUCAUACCAAUUAAUGUAUCGGGUAAUACAAAUAUUCCAACGAUUGCAAUUGCUGAAAGAGCAGCAGAUUUAAUUAAAAAUAAUCAUUAA
Adineta steineri is the source of this 1797-nucleotide messenger RNA. The record is from the annotation of a GenBank genome assembly. NCBI's taxonomy places the organism in Eukaryota, Metazoa, Rotifera, Eurotatoria, Adinetida, Adinetidae.